AUGUCGCAAGGUAGACCUUUCAAAGAGGUCAGCCUCGCUGUCACAGGGGCGCAAUUCUUCAAAGAUCGGUUCCCGCACAACAGGAGGCGUGAUGACAAAGUGCCAGCAUGCUCCGAGCUAUCAUCGGGAUCAUUCAAGGUCCCAUGCAACGCGACCGGUCUUUCUCAUGUCUACAACCUCUAUUUUGUUGCCUAUGUUGACAACAUCUAUGUCUAUGAGCCACAAUUUCCAUCUCAGAGGAUUGAGCAGGAACCACUCCUGAUAAUACACACAGACCCAAAGUCAAAAACUCCCGAAGAGCAAAGACUUUACGGACACUACGCAGGUUACGGCACUCGCGCCAUCAACAAACUACUGGUGCAGCCACUAGGUAGCGAGGAAGUGGUUGCUGUUGUUCGAGAUGAUGGCGACGUUGAAGCGUACUACACGCGGCACAUAUAUAGCGCUAUCGAGAAGCGAGCCUAUUAUGAUAGCACUCUCGACGUCUUGUCUACCGACAUCAAGCCAUUCUUUCACAGAAGUGUGGGAUUAAGUGCUUGGGGAUUGGCUAUACACAGUACGGCCCGCAUGAUUGCUGUGAGCGCCAACACACAUGCCACCACAGUCUUCACCUUUGCUCUUACCGAUGGUGCUCCAGAUGACGACGAUGAAGUUCCUGACGAAGACGAGGUCUAUUAUUACGGCAUGAGCGGAGUGAUCCCACCGAAUGAUAGACGUCGAAAUGAUGUGCGUAUAUUGGCUCAUUCGGGGGGAACACACAACUUGCCGGAUAUCUGCUUUUGCAAUACUGGACACGAUCCUGCUGGUAGAUGGCUUUUGACAGCGGAUCUUCUUGGACAAGUCGCCGCGUGGGAUGUACACAGCCUACAGUUGAACCAACUCGUCAACACCGCUCUCAGCCCUCCUAUUUUUCAGGUACCCAGAGAUAGGUUCGACGAUCGCAAUGGAGUCUGGGGUCUGUUGUUCCUCGAUCCACUUGCUUUCCGGACUACGACCACGAUCGAGGAAGCGUUGGGUGUCCUUGCCAAUCACGCUGGUUUGGAUCUAGAGAAUGAAAAAGACAAUGCUAUUUGGGAUCUAGGAAAGACGGUGGACUGUAUCCAUCACGUCCGUCGUCCUUUUAAAGAUGUGGGACGUCCAGUCGAAGUGAGGAACGGCAAUUUUGCCCAUCCUCUAGAGCUACCGCGACAUAGGAACCAUGCGUUCUCGAGUAGACAUUCCGUCGGACGGACCAACGCGGAUGCCGACAGAAAUAGUGAGGAAGAGGAGCAAGAAGAAGCAGAGGAAGGGCAAGAAGAGCAAGGACAAGAAACAGAGGAGAGCGAUGAGAUGGACGACCCGUGGGAUAGCGACGACAGUUACGAGAACGGCUACGAUUCUGCUGAGGACACCCAUGUUGCUUUCACCAGGCGAGAUGGAACCAUCUGUCAGAUCGAAAAACCAAAGCCCGCAGCUCGAUUCAGACGUGGUGACAGUAUGUGUGGCGAUCUUCCAUGUCCUAUACUACAGCUCUCGUUCAAGGACAUCUACCUCUACCAACCAGCACCGAGCGGCAAGGCCUGGGACCACUUGCCUAUGCCAUCUACAAGACGUGUAUUCCAGCAACAAGUACCUGUUCCCUUCGAGACCGGAUCCGGCAAAUUCGGCCGCAUCAACAUGUAUGCACAAAUCCCGAGUCUAGGAGUUGUGGUCAUUGCGACACAAAAGGGUCGCGUUGCGAUUUUGUCUCUUACACAGACCGUUACUCGCAUGCUCGACUAUGAAAAGGUUGAAAUCAACCAAGCAUCGCUCGACAAAGCACGAAUAGAAAAACGCAUUUAUGGAUAUCGGGUAGAUCACAUUCUACCUCUGCCGAGCCAGGAAGAAGCUGGGCAUCGACCCAAAGCCGGAAUUCAUGGCAUCGCCGUGGGGCCUGUGCAGGGAACCGAGCAUGUUGAAGAUAGCCUCAAAAGAUGGCGUCUACUGGUUCAUUACCAAGACCUGUCUAUUUUGGCAUAUGAGAUUGGAAAACCAACAAGAAAUCAAUUCGACUUGGACUUGAUGGCCAUCUAA
Messenger RNA from Aureobasidium melanogenum CBS 110374, 2052 nucleotides. RefSeq lists its product as uncharacterized. The transcript is spliced from 3 exons. The record is from RefSeq and is a predicted model, not a curated record. Bases 1 to 2052 code for a protein of 683 amino acids. NCBI's taxonomy places the organism in Eukaryota, Fungi, Ascomycota, Dothideomycetes, Dothideales, Saccotheciaceae.